Paramecium sonneborni is the source of this 5023-nucleotide messenger RNA. The record is from the annotation of a GenBank genome assembly. Lineage: Eukaryota; Ciliophora; Oligohymenophorea; Peniculida; Parameciidae.
AUGAAUACUAUAUUAUUUAAAAGAAAAUUAUGUGCUUUAUAUGAGAUCAUUAGAGAGUAGAAAUAAUAGACAUACUUAAAUCCAGAAUUCAUUUGGCUAAUGUACACUGGAGCUAGAUUUGGUCUCAUUCUUAGAGAGGAUAAGUUUAAUUACAAAGAGUAUCAAGUAUUUUUCAAAUUUAUUUUUAGGACGAAGAAUUGAUCCUUGUUAAAAAUUUUAUCAAUUGGUUCAAUCUUAUAACCCCAAUUAGUUAAAUUUAAUUAUCAAAUUUUUAAAGUUUAAUUGUUCUUUUUAUUGCUGCUUUUCAUAUAAUACCUAUCUUGAUAAUUUUAUUUGGAAGUAAAUAAUCUAACAUCUUAAAACAAUUUCUAAACUUAUAUUUCACCUAUUUUCAAAUUUUGAUACUAUAUCCCUCAAUCAUACAUAUGCAUUAUCUCUAAUAUCAAAAACCAAAUCCAAUUUUAUAUUGGCCUUGUACAACAUUGAUAUUCGUUAAUUAUCUAAUAUUUUCUUACUUUCAACGAAAUUAUUUAUUGCCAAUACAAAAUCCAUUCAUGAAAAGAUACAAAAUCAAAAAUUAUAUACAAAAUUUGAUUGAAAUCCUUGUACUCAUAAAUAUACCAUAUUUUGAGGAAAUAAUCCAGUCAAUGAUUUUAAUGAUCUUAUUUUUAAUUUAAUUAAUAGAUGCAAUCUUUAAUCAGCCCUAUUUAAUGGAUAUAAAUAUUGAUUAUUGCUUCUGUACUUCAAUUUUGCUAUUUGGCUCUGGAAUUAAAAGUCUAAGCUUAUAUAUGAAUUAGAAAUAAUACGUUUAUUAUAGUUUAAUGUUGAUCCCUCUUCUAAGUUUAUUUAUGAAAAGGGUUUUAAUACUAACUUAUGAUGCUAAUAUAGAAUAAAGUCAGCUCUCCAAAAAUUUAUUAUUUCAGAUUGCAGAUGAAUUCUAUUGCAGAAAUCCCUUAAUAUAAAGUAAGAUUUUGUUUAUUCUUAAAAAUAAACAUAAAAUAAUGGAAAAUAAGUAACCAACAUAACAUUAAUAAAAUAAUUAUAUAUUAAUACUCCUUUUAAGAUUAAAUGAUUAAUAUUGGUAAUAGAAAAAAUCUAUUGAUGAAGAAUUACAACUAUAUAAAUUAUUUUUUUUAUUUUAAACACAAGAAAAAUUGAAUUUGGCAUAUAUAGAGAUGAAAAAAUAUAAAAUUUCUUCAUCAACUUAAUCGUUAUAUUUUUAAAUUUGUGAAACCUAUUGUUCUAAAUAAAUAAUACAAAAAAUAAAUUAAAAUUCAAAAUUUCUUUAAGGAAAAUUAGAAAUAUAGUAGAUAAAAUAAAGUCAUAUUUUGAUUGAGAGAUGCAUACCUUUAAUAAUUGAAGUUCUUGAUUUGAAGAAUAAAUUUUGGGAAUAAUUAUUAAAAGGAUAUGAUAAAUUAGAAUAAUUAGCUCUUAAAUGCAUAAAAAUUAGUGAUAAAAUAUAAAAUUUGAAAAAUCUUGUUUUUGUAGAUUUGGGAAUAGAUAUUUUUUUAAUAAAUAAGCAAAUAAUGAAAUUGAACAUUCUUGAUUUACGCUUAUUAUCAUUAGUUUUUGGAUCUAUAUUAAAUGAUUAUUAUAUAACAUUUGAUAUUGAAUAAAGAAUUGAUGAUUUGUUAAGCUAAGAAAGUAAUGUUUUAUCUCGAAAUGUUUAGAAUAUAUCUUUAUUAAAUGAUGAUGUUAUCAUAAUUUCAAUAAGCAUGAUGAAAAAUUAAGGUUAGAUUUUAAAUAAGAAUAAAACAAAUAUUUUGAAAUACUUCAAAUUUCCAAAUGAUAUAUCUUUUUAAUCUAUUUGUUAAUUAAAUUAAUUAAUACCAGAAUAUUUGGUUGAUGAACAUGAUAAAUUCUUAAAUAAAUUUCUUAAUACAGGAGAAUCAGAUUUAUUUAAUACCAGUCAUGAUGUUUUUCCAAAUUAUUACACUGGAUUUUCAUUUUUAGUAACAUUAUAAUUAUUUCCUUCUUAUGAAGAGAUGGAUGAUUAUGUCUUAUCAGCGAUUCUUAAAAAGAAUUUUGAACAUAGUGAUUUUAUUAUAUUUGAUUAAUCUGGAAGAAUAUUAGGAUUGUCAGAAUAUGUGCUUGAACUUUUAAUUUAAGAUGAUUCUUAAUAAUUUAAUAAGGCUAUUUUAAAUUCUUAUAUUUAUUUUUGGUUCAAAGAUUUAUUAGUGAUUAUCAAUUAAUAAAUUGAAUCAAUGACAAAUUAUUCUUAAUAAUUAACAUUGUUUAGUUAAACAACAUCAAUCUAGCAAAUUACUAAUCUUUCUGAAUUAAUAAAAUUUCAUGAUUAAUAUUAUAAAAAAUAUGUUUAUUUAGAAUUUAAUUCAUAAAAAACAGAAUAGGAUUAAAAAAAAGGAAAUUAAUAAUCAAUAAAACCAUCAUGUUUUGAAAUAGACUAUGUAAUUUAAAUGUUUGAUUUUGUAAAUUAACAUAUUUAAAAAUUUACUUAAAAUAAAAAUGGAUUUUAAGUAGGAUUUAAUAUUCAAUUUUAAAAAUUAUAAGGAGUACAUCCAUUAUUUAUUUUAUAAAUUACUGAAUUUACAUAAAAGGAAUUGAAAUUCAUUAAUCCAAAAAGUAUUGGAACAAUCAGUGCUUAUAGUUCUAUCAGUAAAAUAAAAUCAUAGUUAAAAUAAAGUGAUUUAAAUUCUUUGAGUGAUUUUGAUAUGGAUGAAUUACAUUAAGACUUUUUUAUCAAUUAAACAAUCAUAAAUAAAUUAGUAUUAAGAUAAGAAUAGAAAGAAAUUUAGGAUGUAAUUUAAAAUGUGGAAGAGACAAAAAAUAUAAAAGUUAUGAUUGAUAAAGAAAAUAAAGAAAGUAAUUUAAUAUCUCCAAGAUCAAAUCGAGAAAUCUAAUUGUAAAAAGGAUUAAUUGAAGAUGACUCUGAAGAAAUUUAAGGAAACGAAUCUAAAUUUAUUAAGAGUAGUUCAUAAAGAGAGAAUAUAGAACUAGAUGAAUUUAAAAAUCAGUAAAUUGAAUUUCAAUUAGAAAAAUAGUCAAGAUCUAGUGCAACAUCAAACAAUACUUAGAAUUCAAUCCAUCACUUAAUUAGAAAACUCUAAUAUAAAAUUAAAUUUUAAAGAGGUAUAGUUAAAGCUAUUAUUAAUACUAUUUUUCUAUCGAUCUUUCUAAUUAUAUUGAUUAGUAUAGAAUUAUCAGUUGAAAAGAAUAAUAUGGAUGAAUUAAAAUUUAGUAUUCCAUUAGUUAGAUUACCAUAGCGAUUUAAUAGAUUAUAUUGCACAUUUAUAGCGAUAGGCUAAUUACAAUUAUAAAAUAAAUUAUUAAAUUAAUCCUAUGGCUAAUAUUAUGAUUAUCGUAUUAAAAAUGAGAGUAUAUAAAAAAGAAGUGAAAUUUCAGACUUAAUGUUAGAUAUCAAGAAUUAAUUCUCUUAAAUGUAAUAAAAUAAUCAAGUACCUCCUAUGUCAAUUAGAAUACUUAAUGAAUAUAUUUUUUUAUAAGAAAAUUCAACAAUGCUUCAAUUUGAUAAUUUGGUUAAUGAAUUCACUUUUUAGAUUAAUGAAUAUCUUUAAAUUAAAAACUAAACCUAACAAGAAAGUUUUAAAAUCAUAGCUUUAUUAGAAUUUCUAAAGGGAAAUCUUAUUGCUUAAGUAAACAUAACUAUAAAUAUUGUAAAUCAAAUUGAACAAGAUUUUUUUGAUUUGAUUGAAUUUUCUUAAAUUGAAUAAUUAAUUUUUUUAACUGUGAUGUUAUGGGUAAUAAUUAUUUUUCUUAUACUUCAAUUAAAUCAUUGGUAAUAACCCUAUAAAUAUAUGUAAGUAAUAUUAUUGUUGAUUAGUAAGAUAUCAGAAAAAGAUAUUGAAUUAACAAUUUCUAAAACUUUAUACUUAAUUGAAAGAAUUGUUAAUAACCCUCAGAAUAUAAAAAAUAUUAAUUAUUUUAAAGAUUGUUUUUUAAUAAACUAAAAAUUAUUUUUAACUUUUUAGAGUGCAAGAAUAUCAGAAAUGCAUAAGAGUAAUUAAAGUGGAAAAAUUGUCUAAUAAAAACCAAAGAAAUCAUCUAGAAUUUAAGAAACCUCCUUAUCUAUUUUGAACAUUAAAAUAAUUUUAUUGUUUUUUUGGUUAAUUUUAUCUGGUUUAACUGUAUCUGCUUAUAUUAUAAUGAAUAAAAAUAUAAAAGAUAGUCAACCAGAGUUAAGAUUAACUAUGGAAUUUGUAAAAUUUAAAUAAAAUCUUGAUGGAAUUAUGAUAAUUUGUUAUUUGUUAAAAAGUUAAUAAAGUCUAAUUGAAUAAACUCUAUAAGUGUUUUCUUAAAAUUCAGAAUUGAGAACUGAAGAUAGAUAUUUUUCAACCUAAUAUUAAGAAUUACUUGAAGUGUUCAAUCCUUUACUAAUUGAAAUGGAUGGAAUAUAUUCAAAUAUUUAUAAUGAUGUUGUUGAAUCAUCAAAAAUUAAUGAUUAUAACAAAAAUCGUUUAUUAAAUCUUUUUGAAAAAGAUUUAUGUGAAAUUAUUCCUAGCAUUCUUCCAUUCUGUGCUUAUGAAAAUGGAACUUUUCAAUAUUUUCCAACAUAUCCUUCCGCUGAAUCAUAAUUGAAUAAUAAUUAAAUUUACAAGUAUGGUAUUAAUGGAAUCUACCAAUAGUAACAUAUUAAAUUAUCUUUAGAAUCAUUUCCAUAUUUAAUAUUUAUUACAUACUAGAAAAAAAUGGAAUUAAAGACACAAAUCUAACAAACACUAAUUUAUUUUUAGAAAGCACUGAAUUUAUCCAAAUUAUACUUCCUUAUUUUUUUGACUUAAGUUAUGCAAUACUUGAAUUCUAUUAUACCAUGAUUUACUCAUCAUUGGAUAUCUUACAAAAUGAUUAUUAGAUGAUUUUAUAGUUUUAUGUAUCCACAGGAAUUGGUUGUCUGAUAAUUUUAUACAUUGUUUGUUUAAUAAGAUCAUUUACACUACAGAGAAAGGUUCAAUUAAUACUUUAAUCAAUUAUUCUUAUUCCUUACGAAUCUUUAUAGGAUUAAUCUAUUCUAAUGUCACUUAAAAAGAUUGAUAGAAGUCUAUGA